Molecule: messenger RNA, 2307 nt
Organism: Diatraea saccharalis (sugarcane borer)
Lineage: Eukaryota; Metazoa; Arthropoda; Insecta; Lepidoptera; Crambidae
Source: the annotation of a GenBank genome assembly
AGUACGUUUCCAGAAAAUCGUGGGAUCGAGUGUUGAACUUAAGUCUGACACGUAUUUUACAUAUUUCCGAUAAUAAUUUGUGAAAAUUUAGCUAUGCUAAAUAUCGUUUAGCAGUCAAAGUAAAAGUGAGUGACCUAGUUUCUACAAAUGGAAUUUCGAGAGACCUUGUUAGCUGCCCAGAGAAAUCAACAACAACAGUCAUCUAGUAAUUAUUAUUACAAGGCAAAGUUUGAUCCGCCAAAGAAAGAACAAAAGCAAAAAGAUAGAUUGUCAGCAAAUAUCCAAAAAUUUUUGGCCAAGAAAGAUGAAGAGGAAAAACAGAAGAAGCUGGAAGCUCAGAGAAAACGUGAAGAAUUGCUUGCCAUGCGUGAUCCUAAGGCCCUUAGGAAAAUUCAGAAAACACUUAAAGUUAUUAAAUCUGCUAAUAAGUCUGUUAUAGCAGAUGCUGUGGACAGGGAUAACACUGCUGUCACUAGGGAAGGACCAGAACAACCUGAUCAAGAUGAUUAUGGAUAUGAAUCCCAAGCGGCAGCAGCUAUUUAUGAAAAAAUGAUGCAGCAAUAUAGUAAAAUACCUGAAGAACCAAAAUUUCCCACUUCCAAAAAUGUUGUGAAGAAAGAUUUAAAAGGUACUAUGGAAAGAGUGAAACAUGCUCUACAACAUGAAGAUGAUCCAGUGCCACAUAAAAGGAGACGUAAAGGUGGAACAAAUAAUGAGAGAGAUGACAGUCCACCCACAAAGUAUGAACCAGAAAAAGAAAUGAAGAAAGAAGAACAGUCAAAAUCAGAUAGACCUAAAAUACGUAAACAAGCACCACCACCAUUGGAUUUCAACCAGCUGUUGAAGCUUGCUGAACAGAAAAAAAGUGAACCACUGGAUGCCAUUGCUAAAAAAACACAUGCAGAACAAGAAACAGAGAGACUUAUGACAAAAAAGCAAAAACGAGAAUAUGAAGAAGAGAUGGCAAGACGACAGAGACGUCAAGAAAGAUUGGAAGCUGAAAAAGGAAAUAGUAAAAAAGUGAUAAAAGAGGACAAACCAUCCGAAAGAGAAAAGAAGCAGGAACCAGGAGUUUUUGGUCGCAUUCCAAAAAUAGGAAACAAAAAUUUACCCAAUUUGAGAAAAGAUAGUCCUAAUUUACUUGAUAAAGAAAGAUACCGAAAUGACAGGGAGAGAGAUGAGCAAGAUCGAUAUGUAGGUGAAAAAUGCAGAGAAAAAUAUGGAACAGAAAGAGAAAAAUAUAAUAAUGACAAAUAUAGUGGUGCCAGAGAUAAGAUUAACAAUGACAGAGAUAGAUUGCAGAAUGAAAAAGAAAGAAUAAGGCUAGAAAAAGAAAAGGAAAGACAAAGACUUGAUAAAGAAAGAUUAGAUAAGUUAAAGGCAGAAAGAGAAAGAAUAGACAGAGAUAUAGAUAGAUUAAAUCGAGAUAGAGAGAAACUAGAUAAAACUAAAUCAAAAAUUGAAACAAAUCUACAGAUUGAGAAAUCUAACAAAUUUGCAGAAAGAUCUAAAAUAGUAUCUAGAGAACAAUUUGGAAAACUGGAUUUAAAAAAGAGUAUUGAUUUGAAGAGUCAAAAUACUUAUCGGAUAGAUAAAAACUCCAAUGAAAAAAAACUAUCUGUACCAAAUAAAAAUACUAAUGUUAAAUAUCUCAAUGGUGAUAAUUCUCAAAUAAAAUUAACACUAAAAGCUAAUAAGGAACAGAUAGUACAAAGAAAUGGUAUAAAGGAUAAGGAAAUGCUAAUAAAACAAAAAUCUCUGCCUCUUAAUGCUUCUCCUAAAACCCUAUCAAGUAAGAAGUCAUCAGAGUCUGGGAAGACAAUGUUACCUAAAAGGUCUGAUGACAAGCCAUCACAGAGUCAAUCGGAAGCUGGUACAAGCAAACAUAAAAUUGCUAGCUUCGAUUUUGACAAGCAUAUUAAUACCAUUGGUAAGAAUGGAAAGCAGGAUGCUUGCAGAAAAUCUGAUUUCAGAAGAAAGGCAAACCCAGAUGAUACAAAGAGAAAACCAAAGCGCCGGUUGGAUUCCGAUUCGGAAUACGACUCUGAAAUGGAUGACUUCAUAGAUGACGGAGACGAAAACAUGGAUUACUCUAGACAUAUAAAGGAAAUAUUUGGUUAUGACAAAUCAAAAUAUCGAGAUAUGGAUGACCAAGAUGAUCCCACUAUGGAGUCUAGUUUUGCAAGGCAGCAACGUGAAGAAUAUAUUAGCAAAAAAAUUGGUAUCAUGGAAGAUUUAGAAGAUAUGAGAAUGGAAGCAAUGGAAAAGAAAAAAUCGAAAAAGAAACGCCGUAUAAGUGACGACUGA